Eurytemora carolleeae is the source of this 2769-nucleotide messenger RNA. RefSeq names its product brefeldin A-inhibited guanine nucleotide-exchange protein 1 (gene Sec71). The coding region runs from base 64 to 2754 and encodes 896 amino acids. NCBI's taxonomy places the organism in Eukaryota, Metazoa, Arthropoda, Copepoda, Calanoida, Temoridae. Gene Ontology annotation, molecular function: guanyl-nucleotide exchange factor activity. The record is from RefSeq and is a predicted model, not a curated record. Gene Ontology annotation, biological process: regulation of ARF protein signal transduction. The transcript has 29 exons.
UUUUAUAUUAAUUUGAAUUGAAUGUUUUGAAUAUUUUUUAUUUCAGAUGUUAGGUGACAUGAAAUGAUAUUAGUGAAAGGUCAAGGAAGAAAAGAAACGGCUAAAAUGUUUAUAAUCGCAGCGCUCACCAAGAUUCUGGCUGAAAAGGAAACGAAGAAGUCGUAUAACAGCCAGUUGAGAGCGGCCUGCGAGGCUGCGCUGCAAGAGAUAAAGGAGAGCGUAGGAGAACAAGAUGAAGGUGAUGGAUCAUCUGUCCUCCCUGAACCCUGUGAUACUUCGAGGAUCAGAGCUGAUAAAUAUUUUCUACCCUUCGAAUUAGCUUGUCAGUCUAAGAGUGCUAAGCUGGUUGUGAUCAGCCUGGACGGACUUCAGAAACUUAUAGCUUACGGUCAUCUUACUGGGAAUGAAGUCUGCGUCAGUAAUCCGUCCCAGAGGUCGAUAGAUAAAGUGGUAGAGACCAUUUGUGCCUGCUUCUCUGGUCCACAUACUGACGAGGGGGUCCAACUACAGAUAUUAAAGGCUUUGUUGACAAUCCUGACCUCGCAGCAUGUCGAGGUUCAUGAGGCCAGUCUUCUCAACUCUGUUAGGACCUGUUACAAUAUCUAUCUGGCUUCGAAGAAUAUGAUCAAUCAAACCACAGCCAAGGCAACCUUGAACCAAAUUUUAUCUGCCAUAUUUGUUAAAAUGGAGAACAAAACUUUAGAAGAAGAGAUAGCAUCUCCUAAACCUGUUCUAGAGAAUCCAGAUCAUCAUCUCAACCUUCUCAUGGUCGACUCUAUCAUAGAUGACCUACUGACGGAUACAGUUUCAAGAAUGGAUAAAGAUUUUGUUUAUAACUUCAAGGGCUCCUCGGAAAGUCUGGCAAGCAGUGAGCAUGAUGCCUCAUUACCUAAAUUUAAUAAUAUUUAUCAGAAAGAUGCAUUUCUAAUAUUUAGAUCUCUAUGCAAGUUGUCGAUGAAGGCUUUACCAGAUGGACCCCCUGAUCCCAAAUCACAUGAACUAAGGUCAAAGACGUUGUCCCUCCAACUACUGUUGAGUGUAGUGCAGAACGCCGGGCACGUGUUCCAGAGCAAUGAGAUGUUCAUAUCAGCGGUCAAACAAUACCUUUGCGUUACUUUAUCUAAGAACGGAGUUUCCAACGUGAACGAGGUGUUUGAGUUGAGCCUGGAUAUCUUCCUCUCCCUCCUCAUCAAGUUUAAAACACAUCUCAAAUCUCAAAUUGAGAUUUUCUUCAAGGAGAUAUUCUUAAAUAUUUUGGAAACCAAUACUUCUAGCUUUCAACAUAAAUGGCUUGUCAUACAGGCACUAACCCGUAUUUGCGACGACUCCCAGAGUGUUGUCGACAUCUACGUGAACUACGACUGCGACCUGGCCGCUGCCAAUAUAUUCGAGAGGUUAAUCAACAACCUGUCCAAGCUAGGUCAGGGUAGAGCAGCACUGGACCUUGGGGUGACCAUGAUACAGGAGAAAUCUAUCCGAAUAAAAGGGUUGGAAUGCCUGGUUGCUAUUCUCAAAUGUAUGGUGGAGUGGAUUAAGGAUUUGUAUGUCAGUCCGCAUACUCAGAGUAAUCUAUCUUCAGAUCAUAAAUCAGACAAGGAUAAGCUGAAGGGUAGCAGUAGCUCGAGUGAGCUGAGUAAGGAGGAUGUGGAGAAGAUCCAGAGCUUGAAACAGCAGAAGGAGAUCCUGGAACACGGGAUUAAUAUGUUUAAUCAGAAACCUAAGAAAGGAUUAGAUUUUCUACAGAAGCGUGGACUUGUGGGAACAGAAGUGAAAGAGGUGGCAGAGUUUCUGAGCAAGGACGAUAUGCGUUUAGACAGGACAAUCAUUGGAGACUUCCUGGGAGACCCGGAUCCCUUCAACAGGUCCGUGAUGUACACCUACGUGGACAUGUUGGACUUCUCUGGGAAGGACUUGGUGCAGGCUCUCAGAUUUUUCCUGGAAGGAUUCCGACUUCCUGGAGAGGCGCAGAAAGUUGAUCGUCUCAUGGAGAAGUUUGCGUCAAGAUACUGCGAGUGCAAUCCAAAUCAGGGAAUAUUUGCGUCAGCUGACACUGCGUAUGUUCUGGCCUUCUCCAUAAUAAUGUUAACAACCGAUCUACACUCCGCCCAGGUGAAGCAUAAGAUGAGUAAAGAAGCAUUUAUCAGGAAUAAUCGAGGAAUAAACGAUUCCGAGGAUCUACCACCUGAAUACCUUUCCAGUAUUUACGAUCAGAUUGAAGAAUCAGAAAUAAAGAUGAAAGGAUUUGGAAAGGAUAGUAGAUCUCAACAAGUUAACCAGGGUAAAUCUAUUGACCAGAAGAAGAAGCAACUGCUGUGGAAUAUAGAACUGGAGAGUAUCAGUCAAACCGCCAAGGCCUUGAUGGAGUCUGCCAGUCAUGUGAAGCAGAAUUUCACAACCGCAACAGAUGAAAUCUAUGUCAAGCAUAUGUUUAAGAUUGCCUGGACACCUCUCCUUGCUGCCUUCAGUGUUGGCCUUCAAGAUUGUGAUGAACCUGAGAUAUCUCUUCUGUGUCUGGAGGGUAUCCGUUGUGCUAUCCGUAUCUCCUGUAUAUUCCACCUAGAGUUGGAGCGGAAUGCAUUUGUGCAGGCUCUUGCACGGUUUACCCUACUAACAGCAAACUCCUCAGUAACCGAGAUGAAGAGUAAGAAUAUUGAUACUAUUAAAACCUUGAUAUCAGUGGCGCACACGGAUGGAAACUAUUUAGGAAAAUACUCGAAUAUUUUAGCGUCACAGUCAGACUUGCCAUUACGCUAAACGCGUCAUUUAUCC